Dunckerocampus dactyliophorus (ringed pipefish) is the source of this 1010-nucleotide messenger RNA. RefSeq names its product reticulocalbin 2 (gene rcn2). Gene Ontology annotation, cellular component: endoplasmic reticulum. The transcript has 8 exons. Gene Ontology annotation, molecular function: calcium ion binding. Lineage: Eukaryota; Metazoa; Chordata; Actinopteri; Syngnathiformes; Syngnathidae. Bases 77 to 994 code for a protein of 305 amino acids. The record is from RefSeq and is a predicted model, not a curated record.
UAUAACUAGUCUUCAGGACCAGCAAGUCUUACCGGCGACAACUUUUCACGGCAAUUGUCAUUGUAUCUAAUCGGAGAUGGCGCCCCCUGCUGUAAUGGCGGUGUUAUUGUUGGUCCUCCAGUUUUGGGGGGCACUGAGCUCUCUUCAUGAAGACCGUUUGGAGCACCACCUUGACUCUGAGCAUGAUAUGGACGUCCUGCUGGGGGAGAAGGACAGUGAAGAAUUAAAGAAACUAAGCCCAGAGGAACAGAGGAAAAAGAUGAUGGACAUUGUCAAAAAGAUUGACACAAAUGCUGACAACAAGUUAAGUGCAGAAGAGAUCACACUAUGGAUUCAGCAUGUCUACAGAAAAUAUGCGCUGGAUGACGCAGAGGAGCGCUUCCCCGAAUUUGACGCUAACCGAGACGGUGUAGUAACAUGGGAGGAGUACAACCUGGCCGAGCUAUUUAGUUUUGAUGAAAGCACCGUUGUGGAUGAUGCAGAGCAAGAGUCUCUCAGACAUCUCCACCUGAAGGAGAGGAGGCGUUUCGAUUUUGCUGAUGUGGACGGCACGCCCGGCCUCAAUGUGACUGAGUUUUUGGCCUUCACCCACCCCUCUGAAGUGGAUCACAUGGCGGACUUUGCCAUUGAGGAUGUGUUGAGUGAAUAUGACACAGAUCAAGAUGGACUGAUCAGUUUGAAGGAAUUCAUUGGCGAUCUUCGACGGGACGAGGACGCACCUUCACAGUGGGAGGUCGAGGAGACAGUGCGCUUCAAGGACCUCUACGAUCAAGACAAGGACGGCAAGUUGAAUCGAGAGGAGCAACUCCGCUGGAUUGCGCCAAACAGCUACGGUUCUGCUCGGGAAGAAGCUCUUUACCUCAUCAAGGAAAUGGACCGGGAUGAAGACGGGCAGAUCUCGGAGGCGGAAGUUUUGAAAAACCAAGAGACCUUCAUGAACAGUGAAGUGACAGACUACGGCAGACACCUGCACUCGUCACAUGAUGAAUUAUAACAGCAUGCUUUUGGAU